CAUAGUUAUUAUGUCUUCCUCUCAUCUACACAAGAUUGUUCUGGUGCCAGUACUCCUAGUGCUGGGUAUGCUGGUCGUAGUAGCACACCCUGCCACUGCCAUGGCUAGAUUUCAUGAGCAUGAACACGAUCAUGAUGAGCCAGCAGUAGUAGUGGUACUGGAAGCAUCUCCUGAAACACAAGAGCUGAUCGACAGGAUCUGCUUCCAAGUGGAGGAAUACGGGUUCUGCAACCAAGCUUUCAACGAGAACCUUCCAUCUCCCACCACAGACAUCGUCGGUCUGACCCGAAUAACCAUAGACCUGGCCACCCUCAACGCCACUCACACGCUUGAUUUCGUGCAGAGACUGCUGGUGAACACCACUGAUCCGGGCCAAAAGAGUGCACUCGAAGCGUGCGAAAAUGGCUACAGCAUUGUGAUGAGGUCUUUUCAGGAUGCAGACGUUGCUUUCAAUAUGAAUGAUUAUAGAAGCGUAGCGAAGUAUGAAUAUGUGACGCCGAGAGCUGAGGGAAGCUGUGUACUCAACAUUCCUCCUUUUAAUGAAGAACUGGCUGAGAGGAAUCGAGAAAUGCGGAUUCUUAUAACCAUGUCAUUGGUCUCUGUCCUGACACUCAUCUCUACACAAGUUUAA
Humulus lupulus (European hop) is the source of this 631-nucleotide messenger RNA. RefSeq lists its product as uncharacterized. The coding region runs from base 11 to 631 and encodes 206 amino acids. The transcript has a single exon. Gene Ontology annotation, biological process: negative regulation of catalytic activity. Gene Ontology annotation, molecular function: pectinesterase inhibitor activity. The record is from RefSeq and is a predicted model, not a curated record. NCBI's taxonomy places the organism in Eukaryota, Viridiplantae, Streptophyta, Magnoliopsida, Rosales, Cannabaceae.